Messenger RNA from Brienomyrus brachyistius, 7018 nucleotides. It is a transcript of the gene rnf207b, whose product is annotated as ring finger protein 207b. Gene Ontology annotation, biological process: regulation of cardiac muscle contraction; regulation of heart looping. NCBI's taxonomy places the organism in Eukaryota, Metazoa, Chordata, Actinopteri, Osteoglossiformes, Mormyridae. Gene Ontology annotation, molecular function: zinc ion binding; Hsp70 protein binding; transmembrane transporter binding. Gene Ontology annotation, cellular component: perinuclear region of cytoplasm. The coding region runs from base 111 to 2039 and encodes 642 amino acids. The transcript is spliced from 18 exons. The record is from RefSeq and is a predicted model, not a curated record.
GGGAGGUGUCACCCAGCCCGACGUCACCUUCACGUGUCCCGGGAAGAUCAGUGGAGGAAUCGGGAAUCGCUGUCAUUCCGGCGUGCGCGUCCCGAUAAGACAACAGCAAGAUGUCCGGCGGGAUCUUCUCCCCCUUGGAUAACCUGUACGAUCCGGACAGCGCCAACUGCCACCCCCUUGUGUGCCACUUGUGCCACCAGCAGUAUGAGCAGCCGUGCCUGAUGGACUGUUACCACACCUUCUGCGCCGCCUGCCUCCGCGGCAGGGCGCUGGACAGCCGCCUGAGCUGCCCGCUUUGUGGACAUCAGUCGAUUGUGAAAGGGAUCACCGCGCUGCCUCCGGAGGACCGGCUGCUCAAGUUCCUGGUGGAUAGUUCCGCAGACUGCGAGGAGAUUGUACAGUGUGCCAACUGUGACCUGGAAUGCAAGAAGCAGGAUGUGGAUACAAUGUAUUAUUGCAACACAUGUUGCCAGCCCCUGUGCCGCGACUGUAGGGAAGUCACACAUAAAGCCAAGAUGUUCGCCCGUCAUGAGAUCGUCUCCCUGGCUAAACGCACCAAGGAGGCCCACAAAAAGUGCUCCUUGCACGAAGAACUCUACAUCAUGUUCUCCACCGAAAAAAAGUCAAUGCUAUGCAUCAAUUGUUUCCGAGACAUGCAAGUGGAAAGCCGCGCACAUUGCAUCGAUAUUGAAACGGCAUAUAUGCAAGGCUGUGAAAAACUGGACCAGGCCGUAUUAGCAGUGAAGGAGCUACAGACAUCAGCACGUGAGGCCAUCGUGCUGCUGAAGGCCAUGAUAGCGGAGGUGAGGGCCAACGUGGACGAGGAGGAGACGGCCAUUAACACGCUCUUCAACAACAUGCAGGAAAAACUGGCAGAGAGGAGGAAGAUUCUCCUAAAAGCUGCGCAAAGUCAGCACGAGGAAAAGGAGAAGGCAUUCAAGGAGCAGCUGUCCCACCUGGCUGCUCUCCUCCCUACCCUACAGGUUCACUUGGUCACAUGUUCUGCCUUCCUUAGCUCAGCCAAUAAGUUUGAAUUCCUGGAUAUGGGAUAUCAACUGAUGGAGAGGCUGAAGAAGAUUGUGAAGCUGCCACAUAGACUGAGGCCGACUCAGAGCAGCAAGAUUAACACGGAGUACCGGUCCGAGUUUGCCCGUUGCCUGGAGUCGCUGCUCCUUCUGGGUCAGCGGCGGUCCGUGUCUACCUCAGGGGGCCUCUGCGGCCUGGGCCUGGGCAACGGCAGUGGCCUAUUGCAGUCCUCCCUGUCUGUGCCGUGUCAUUCGCCCUCAAUCAGCGACAUGUCACUGGGCUCAUCUGUGGUACGCAAACCCACCUCCCACCGAUACAUCAGUACCAAAGUCCUGCUGGCAGAGGGUGGUGACACCCCCUUCACCGAGCAUUGCCGCAACUACGAGAAUAUCUACAAGACUCUGCAGACUGAGAUCCAGAAGCUGAAGGAUCAGGUGCAGGAAAUGCACAGGGAUCUGACCAAGCACCACUCGCUCAUCAAGACGGACACCAUGGGGGAGAUCCUGGAGAAGUCGCUGCGGGUGGAUAGCCAGAUUGCGUCUGAGUACUCCGCUGUGGAGAUGAUGAGGACUGUCUUUGAGGAGAUUUGGGAAGAGACAUUUCAGAGGGUGGCCAAUGAACAGGAGAUCUAUGAAGCACAGCUUCACGACCUACUGCAGCUGAAACAGGAGAACAACUACCUGACAACUAUCGCCCGGCAGAUCGGACCCUACAUCCGGUCCAUAGCCAAGGUGAAGGAGCGUCUGGAGCCCAGACUGAAAGAGCCAACGGACCUGAAGGACGACCGCACAGAGACCAUGCUGAAUAUCUACGAUGACUGCAGCAUGAUCACAGACACACAGCACAGAAAUGACCUGACCUGUGCUGCAGAGGACAAUCGCGACAAGGUUCCAGACAAUCGCUCAAUCAACAUCCUGUCUGAAGAUGUGUCGCUUAAGAACAAGGACUACUACUGGUCGGGGAAGCAGAAGAACUCCAUGGAUGUGCCUGGUCGGAAAGAGAUGCCUUUAUAAAAGCAGUUCCAAUUAAAAAUGACUGCAUGGAGUCAAGCAGUUCCCCAGUGCUGUCUUUCACUGCACCAUCGGGGGGCACCAUCAGCGACACCCUUACCCGGCAUUUCCUUCAGCACCAGUAGGAGGUACUGCUCAGGAUUCACAGCCAGCGCGUUUGCAGGCACCUGACCUGAACUGACUGAUGUUACUCGUCUAGGUAUAGCUGUAGGUUUUCCAUAAAUGGAAUUAAUAAACGUAUAAACAAACAUUUUAUGCAAGCACAGUGAGGCAGUACUUCAGAAUUGUGAAUCUGGAGGAUCAACGCAAAUGGAUGAUUUUUAUAGAAAAUAUGGACCUCUUUUUUCAGAUAUUUUUACCGAGCUAGAGUUCCCUAUGAUAAUGAAUGCUCAAUGAUCGAUAUUAUAUUGGUGUUAUUGCUGUAAUACUUCCUAUAGUUUUUUUUCAGCAGUAUUUUAAGUAAACUAAAGCACAGAUCAGUUGAUUUAAUGAACAAAUCCAGUCAUUAUAAAGAUGUAGUGGACACAAAUAGCGAAGCAUGUUAGGUGUCUGCUUGUUAUCAUAGCUGUAGGUUUCUGUCCACGGCUGUUUUUAACAUUUGUGUUUAGGGUUAAAACUAAAACUGGGAGCAGAAACCGGGCUCUGAAGUGGAGACAAAGGAAAGAGCAAAGAUCAAGAAUGACCAGGAGCUGGAAUUCAUAGUCUUUGACUUUCAUGGUGACUGAACGGGUUGAGAGAUGAUGACGAUGCAGAAUUACAACAGCAGCUCUCAGACGAGUUUGACUUUCAGUUUUGAUAACUCAGGAGGUGCACGGCCGUGCAGUGCUGUGCGAAGAGCUGUUUGCAACAGGACUUCUGUGGAGAUGCAUGGUUUUAAGCCAAGUCAGUCCCACUCGUAAUUUAUGAAAAUACUCAACAGCUGUGAGGGGGGGGUAUAAAAAAAUUUAUUGAUUGUCUGAAUUCACAAUUGUCAAAGGCAAAUUGAAACAUAACAUAACAUGUUGUUUGAAGAUGGAUGACGCCAGUAAUAUGAAGACAAAAGCUAUCACAGAUGUAACUUGGCUGAACUGGACCAAGAGGUAUCAAGUGUUUCAGCAGGCUUGAGAUGGCCCAUCAUCAGUACAGGUUUAUCGUAACCAGGUCUUUUUGGUAUAACAGUCAACCUAGCCAACAAUAAAUAUCAUGGAGACAAAAAAAUGAUAAUACCUUGCUUUAUUUCCCUAAAUCCAUUUGCAGAGUCUUAUAUUUACUAAAAGUCAAGUCAAGUAAAAUGUCUACCAACAGUGCCCCUCUCCCCCAACCUCUGAAAACCUUGGGCAGUAGUACCUCCUAAAAUGAAGUCAUCACCCUUAAAACACAACCGAAGCCCUUACGUUAAGUCUCUGCAGCCAUGACUGCUCACCAAAAAAAGUGCAUUAAAGAGUUUCAAUUGGUUGAUUCAGUACACAGAACGGCUGAGGCCCUGGGGGAACGGGGGAGGAGGGGGCCACCCGGACUCGGACACAUUUUGCGGCUCUUUUGGCGAAAUGCUAGCCAGGAAAUCGAACAUUCAGGCAGACCUCACAAUAUGAAGGAACCCGUACUGAUUUGUGAAACCGAAACCUGUCAUCCCGUCGGAACGUGACUGUACACAAGUUAAUGAUCCAUCUGCUACACGCUUUGUGAUCGUCCUCAACGAAGACAAGGCCUCAUUACUCACGCCUGAAGCUAAAAGCGGCCCUGAAUGAGGGCGAGGGAUCCCAGCCACCCACCACAAAGACGUCAAGUGUCUGAUGACUGCGUCUAUGUGCCGAAGCAUCCAGAAUGAAAACAGAAAAACGAUAAAGACAGAAAUAAUUAAUUUUAGAGCUGAAAAAAAACUCUAAAAUUGCUUAAUACUGGCCUCAUGAAGCAAUGUGAUAAAGAAAGUCAAAAAUUAUGACAAAAUAGAGGUGCACAGGGAGCUGAACACUGGCCACCAGUUUGGUGCUCAGUGACUGAAUGCACUAAGAAACAGACCUGAUGAAGACCUAGACUGAACAGAACAGUGACCUUGGCCAGCGCGCUGCGGUGAGACACCCCGGCACACACAGUGAUGUUUGGAAAUUAAACAACAUUAAAAAUGAUACAUCAUGUGUGAUUGGCUGUUACCCACCCACGUGUCAGGCUGCUGGAAUUAGGGAAGGGUGGGGGGGGGGGGGGGGGUACAAGCCAUUAUAGUGCUCAGUAUUUAGUUUCAGUAUCUGUGUGACCACUUUGGUCCCUGCAGCAACCAGAAGGCCAACGAUGGCAUGACCGGUGUCCUCUGGCAUCCUCACAGGAGGUCAGCUUGAAAGCAAAGUCUUAAAAAAAAUCCCAUUUCCGAAUCCCUCUUCCCCGGCAUUCAGCUCUGUACCCGGAUGCCUGGGAUGAAGGGCAAACCCGUGGGCACCUUUCGCUUGUAGUCCAGGUAGUCCUCACCGAAGAAGUGGAUUAGCGAGAUUUCUUCCUCCUCAAUGCGCUCGCGGAAGAAACGCCAGCUGGCUAGGGUGUAGCCCAGUAAGCAGACCGGGUUACAUAGCAUCACCUGAGCAGGGAGACAAAUACAUACUGCGUUAUACAUCACCUCAAAAUGUACAAGGAUGUGCAUUUAGUAGUGACAGCCAAAUUAAGCUUCAUGAACCAUUUGCUAUAUGUUCUGACUCCACUAGAUGGUGCUCUCUGUUCAAAAAAGGGCUCAAAGCAAACCAAGAGCACCAUCUAGUGGGGUCAAAAAAUAUAGCAAAUGGAACACGAAGCUUCUUUUGGCCAUCACUAGCGUUUAGGGCUGACCUUUAUAGACAAGUGUUUGUACUAUAUUUAUCCAGCCAUAUUUUACAACUGCCUAACCAGUACAGGGUUGGAGGAGAGGCACAGGGCGCAAAGCAGGGGACGCAGAAAUGGAAUACAGACAGCAAAACCAGUUUAAUGACGGCAAUGGAUGUAACUGCAGGAAGACUAUGGGAGGAAACUGGGGUACCGAGAUGCAUCCUGGGGUCUGUUUCCCAAAAUCUCCUGUUUGCAACCUGAACAGUGGGGAAACCAUUUAGUCACAUGGUUCCAACUAUGUAAGCUGCUAACUUUUGGGAAACUAACUUCUGGAUGACAUGGAGAAAGAACACAAACUCGCAGAACUGGGGGGUAUGAAUCAAACUGACAAAAAACAAGUAAAACGUUCACAUGUAUACUGAAGUGAUCCAAGCGCUUUUCCUAUCUAUAUCUUAGCAUUUGUAUACUUGGAAAAUUUGACUAAGAGUUCUUCAUCCAAAUUGACAGCGUAAGACCGUAAAAAUGAUGUAACUAUCUGGGCUCUCCCGACGUAGGGCUCAGAACAGGACACAUGAGUUGAAAAAGUUAGUUUUUCCAAUAUACGCAGUAAUACUAAGAACCAAUGUAUUACAGUGCUUGUUAUAAAAUUCACCUGCGUGCCAAUGCUCCAGUAGAACCAGCCAACGUAUGAGGGGUGCCGGCAGUAGGCGUAGACCCCGCUGGUCACCAGCACGUGGCUCUGGGCCUUCUCGUUCUGGACCACGUGGUUGAAGUUCGAGCCGGCAGUCAGCAUGGCGGACUUGCGCAGGCCCUCUCCACAGAACACCAUGAACAACCCCAGCAGGCUGACCCAGCUCAGCUGCUUCAGCUCUGCGAGGGAAGAGAGAAGCGGCGGGGAUCAGCCCACGGCCACCACACCGUACCAUGAUGCACCCAGGUCCUCAGCCAUUGGCUCGCGAAACGGGGGGCUAACAGGAACAGACAGUAAGGUAGCGAUUAGGCUUGGGAAGCAUUGUGGUAAUAUGGAACACUGCAGAAUUUUUGGAUAUUACUGCAGUAUACAAUGAGCCACCAAGCUGUGCAUAAAUGGUCUCAGAUGGGACAAAUAAUAUAUGAACAGGCCCGACUGGGGACUAAAAUGGUGUUUUCUAUUAAAACUCCAAGUGUAAAAAAGGCCACUAAUAUUAAGCAAGAAGAGUUCGAGGAGCAGCAGGGGCACCUGGGAAGAGGAGUCUCUCGACCAUGAACUCCACCCAUGAGGACACGGCUGCUAUAGUAUACUCCACGCUGUGGUUCAGCAGGAAGGAAUCCAGGGACAGGCUACGAGGGUUAAUGAUGGCCGUCACCAGGUACUCGGAGUAGUGGAAGAAGGACAGGGAGCACAUGUACCUGCGAGAAAGGUGUCACUGUUAAGGGGUCCAGCUGUCAGAACCCCAGGUGAAAGAUAUUUAGACAGUACUGGGUUAAACCUUAACUGCUACUGCAUACGUGACAAGCUGCAUAAAAUCCAAACUUCACAGACUUUUCCAGACACUUUUAAUAGCCUUUAUACACCUUUUCCACAACCUUAUCACUGUCGCAAAGAAAGAGAACUACAUCCUCAGAAGAACAAUGAACGUCUGCCAGAACUGAGGAAGAUAGAUCAAGACAUUUGGCGACCUAGCAACCAAACAGGCAAAAGAAACCAAAAGAAAGUCUAAAGAAAAGCUUACAUCUACGGCCCGGAACACGCCAAGCCAAUUUUCGGCCUUUGGAAACUGUCACAGCAUCGGUGAGAGUUGGUGACUGCCUGUCGGACAUGGUUAGUCACCAUCGGUGCCAUUUUGACCAAUUUAGCAUGCUGAAUCGGCUUCAGAGCUAGCUGGUGAAACUAAGCUCUCUGACUGGGCUGUAUGUCAACUGUCACCUCUAGUCGUGCCAGUGUGUUCCAGCGCAAGUUUUCACAAUCAAUGGGAGCCGAUGUCAGCUGAUGGGAACCGAUUAUUUGUCGUCGUUGGUCUGCACUAGUCUUUUGCCGUCGGCUUGGUGUGUACCCAGCUUAAGGUUGUGGUCAAGCUCUUGGCUAAUAGCUGAAGAGAAAGACAGUCUUCCCCUAGCAACCUAGAAAUUGUUUUAAGCAUGCCCUUCUUCCAGUUGAACUUCUGUAGAAUGGUGCUGAUUUUUGUAUGACAAAACUGUCUAUCUUGCAUGCAAUAAAGGGCUUUCAUAUUUACCGA